AUGACAAUAAACCGAAUAGCUUUCUUCACCGGGAUUCUCACCAUUUGUGUGACCGGUCAACAACUUUUCGAUGCUUUCCCAAAGCCCCCGAAAAACUUCUGGGCAAGAAAUGGGCUUGAGAUAAAUGAUCAGAUACCGCAAAGCAUUCGCAGCUUCGAGAUGAAAGAUUGGCUUUUCCGAGUGAUCAAGCGAAUUGGUGCCACGAAUUGGGCAAACGCGGCCUGCAUGGAAGAUAUGGCCGAUCUCGAGGAAUCGUAUGCGAGAAUUCUGGAGGCGUUCGUUGAAAAGAAUGUGACGAUGAACGAUUUCGAUAAACAAGUCACACUAAGUGUGAUCGACUCAAAUGGUGUUUACAGUGGAGGGUUUUUGCGUGGGCGAAAAGUCUAUCAAGGACGAUUCGAUGAGUGCCGUCAGAUCAAGUACCGAGAUCCGUCUCGAUCGCAUACCUGGGAGGGUGAUAUUUUUAGAUUCUAUUUUGGUAAAGAAGAUGGUGAUAUCUGUGCGACAGGGACAAUUGUUGCUGCUUUCGAUCAAUGUCUUCCAAAAUCAUGCAAAGUGCCUGAAUUGAGAAAACUUCACGAAAAUGAGACAAAUAUCUGCCUUAUAGUCAACAACGACUUUGCUCGAGUCAACAAAACGAAUUGGUUCUCGUGGUUUAUCGGAAUUUUAAUGAUAAUCAUCAUCGUGAUGAGUAUCGCUUCGGGAAUUGUCGACUAUUUCCUUUCCGAUUACAUUAAAGAGACAACGAUUGAGAAAUUGUUAUGGUAUCGUCUUUUCAUGGCAUUUUCUCUGUCAACCAAUGUGAAAGGGAUCAUGAAUGUGAAAGGAGCGAGUAAGUCUGGUCAAAUCGGUCCCCUUCAUUGUAUGCGUUUCUUGUCGAUGGUUUGGAUUAUCAUGGGGCACACAAACGAGAAUCUCAUCAGUUUUGCUUCAAACGUUUUGGAUAUUGUCGACGAUGCAAAAGCGGCUCCAUUCUACGUUUUGUCGAAUUCUUUCUUUUCCGUCGACACAUUCUUCUUCAUUGGCGGCGUUCUGCUGUCAUAUAUUUGGUUUAAAGAGUUCAAGAAAGAUCGCAAUUCGGUGAUGUCCAGCAAGGGAUGGAUGAUGUUUUAUGUGCACAGAAUUUUACGCCUCUCACCUCCCUACUAUUUCGCCUUUUUCUUUUGGGGUUACGUUUUCUUGCCAAACUUGCCCGAUGCACCAAAUCGACUCUUUUUCGGUGGAAGCGAAGAGGAUUCAUGCCGAGAAUUCUGGUGGCCUGCAAUGCUCUAUGUUCAGAAUCUAGUUCACUCUCACCAUCAGUGUUACGGUGUUUCGUGGUAUUUGGCGGCUGAUAUGCAAAUGUACGUCUUCUCACCAAUUCUUCUCGUUGCUCUGGCGAUGAAUGUGUACCUUGGCCUCGGUGUCGCGGGAGCGAUUCUCUUCUUGUCAACCGGCGGCAACAUUGCCACAAUCUAUCGAUACCGUUAUCCAGCAACUGUUGACAUUUUUGAUGCACCCGAUCCAAAAAUGAAGGAAUCCGACUAUGACAACUACAUGUUCUUGAUGUACACGGCCGCAUGGAUUCGUUGUCAGAUCUACGUGAUGGGCAUUCUCGUCGGAUAUUUUCUUCAAAUGAAGAAAACGCUCAAAAUCAAUAAGUAUCUCAACUUGGGUCUUCUCAUUUUCUCGAUGGCUUUCAUGCUGUUCGAUGUGAUGAUUCUUCAUGUGUCACCCCAUGACAAAGUGAUGCCAAUCUUUUGGCGUGCAAUCUAUUCGGCUUUCUCGAAGCCUUUAUGGGGUCUCUGCCUUACAUGGAUCGUCGUCUCAUGCUAUUAUGGAUAUGGAGGCAUAGUCAACUCUUUCAUGUCGUGGCCUGGAUGGACUCCAUUGGGUCGUCUAACCUAUUCCGCUUAUCUCAUCCAUCUAAUCGUUGUCUAUUACUUGCUCACCAUUCAUCCAUCCGAAAUCAUUUGGGGAGCCUACGCGGACAUUGUGAGGAAA
Messenger RNA from Mesorhabditis belari, 1983 nucleotides. The record is from the annotation of a GenBank genome assembly. NCBI's taxonomy places the organism in Eukaryota, Metazoa, Nematoda, Chromadorea, Rhabditida, Rhabditidae.